Molecule: messenger RNA, 1272 nt
Organism: Nicotiana tabacum (common tobacco)
Lineage: Eukaryota; Viridiplantae; Streptophyta; Magnoliopsida; Solanales; Solanaceae
Product: putative WRKY transcription factor 51
Biological process (GO): regulation of DNA-templated transcription
Molecular function (GO): sequence-specific DNA binding; DNA-binding transcription factor activity
Source: RefSeq, a predicted model, not a curated record
UAAGUAAUAAGGUAAAAGAUCGAUAUAGUGUCACCGCACAAAAGUUAACACAAGUGCAAAUUAUCUCGCAUUAAUCCUCGAAUGCGUAUGCGAAAAGUGAAAGUGCAAUCAAAUAAGAAAAGGUCAUGACACCAAUCAAUCAUUGUCACAAAUUGACUUGUCGUAUUCCGCUCACAGUUGUGAAGGGGUUGGUCUAAGCACGAGACCUGAUAUAUGUGAAGUUUACACACAAGAAGCAACUUGAAAAGUCUAUGCACAAGUCUUCCAUGUCCCAUUCUCGAUCUCUACUGGUCCACUCUUUGUUUAGCAUCAUAACCAUAGUUUUUUGAGUCACUAAGAGAGCAAAUAAAGAGCCCCCGACAAUGACAUGCAUUCAGCCACCAAUCCUAAGCAUCGUCCAUGAACCUUCUUUCGACCUCGUAGGAAGCUUACUAGGAAAGAUACAUAUAUAAAGGGGAACUUUGCCUUCAACAUAAAGGUACACCAUGUGAAUUCAGUCGAUUACCAUGGCUGCAAAUAAUCCUAGUGCAAACAUGUCUGAUGGGAGUUUUAGAUCACUGGACUCACCUGAUAGUGAUUUUUCCAACCAGCUAAUUAACUUUGAGCUUUCUGACAUUUUUGAGCUCGAUAAUUGGCCCGUUCAUGAUGAUCCAACGUUCGUUGUUUCUGGCCCUUCCCAGUACUCAGGAAAUGAAGUGGUUGUCACUGAGAGAAGCAGGAGUUACCAUGAAGGAUCUAGCAACAACAUUGGGAGCAGCAGGGAGAGGAAGGAAGUAAAGGACAAGGUUGCUUUCAAGACACUGUCACAGAUUGAAAUACUAGAUGAUGGCUAUAAGUGGAGAAAGUAUGGAAAGAAGAUGGUGAAAGAUAGUCCAAACCCAAGGAAUUACUAUAGGUGCUCCAUUGAAAGUUGUCCAGUGAAGAAGAGAGUUGAACGAGACAAAGAGGACUGUCGGUAUGUGAUAACCACCUAUGAGGGUGUCCACAACCAUCAAGGUCCUUCCCAGUUCUGAUUCCUGUAACAGAGCAUGAAUUUUGAAGUUACUAUGACUGUUGCAAAGUAGCUAAAUCAGGGUUUUACUAGUAAAUUCCUGUUUCCGGUGUUUAGACCUGACAUCUUGGCGAGUUCGUAACCUAUCACAGUGGGCUCAGAUGGAGACGUCUCUCUGUAACUUAUAAGUAAUCAAUUACAACAGUUUGUACUCGUCAGUUGGCAUGUAGUCUAAUCUUGCUUCCAACAGGAUUUAUAUAUGUUAUAGCAUUACCAACUGA